Molecule: messenger RNA, 255 nt
Organism: Leptosia nina
Lineage: Eukaryota; Metazoa; Arthropoda; Insecta; Lepidoptera; Pieridae
Source: the annotation of a GenBank genome assembly
AUGGACUGCAGUGAUAAGUGCAAGGCGAUGGCCGAAUUGGUGAGGCACGACCGGAUUCGGUUGCCCCUCCGGCUCAACUCCUUUUACGAGUUGUAUAAAAGGUUCCUGAAGGAGCACGGAUGCAAAUGGCACGACGUCGCAAAGCUCCUCAAUAUGGUCGCGGAGAUACUCUUCGACGUGGACGGGGCGUGCACUAAAAUUUCGGGCAAGGUCAGUUUGGAAAAGAUUAAAAGUGGCCCUGUAAUUUUACUCUGA